Molecule: messenger RNA, 1446 nt
Organism: Hevea brasiliensis (rubber tree)
Lineage: Eukaryota; Viridiplantae; Streptophyta; Magnoliopsida; Malpighiales; Euphorbiaceae
Product: ADP,ATP carrier protein ER-ANT1
Exons: 4
Coding region: 211-1152 (313 amino acids)
Biological process (GO): mitochondrial ATP transmembrane transport; mitochondrial ADP transmembrane transport
Cellular component (GO): mitochondrial inner membrane
Molecular function (GO): ATP:ADP antiporter activity
Source: RefSeq, a predicted model, not a curated record
UUUUUCAAAAUAAAAAAAAAACCCUCCUCCUUGAACUGCCAGCUCCAGGACUACGAAAAAUCUGCGACAACCAUAUCUCUCUAUUUGCGCCCUUCUAAUAAAACUCGAAGAACAGAAAAUUGCCGCCCAAAUCCCUCAAAUUACCAUAAAUUCGCCAUUCUUUAAUUCUCAGAAUUCUACAGGGCUGAGAGAUAAAGAGAGCAGAUAGAAAUGGCUAGAAAAUCUGAAAAAUUUUCUGCAGAUUUUGUAAUGGGAGGGAUGGCAGCUUUGGCAUCAAAAAGUGCUGCAGCUCCAAUUGAAAGAGUGAAGCUUUUAUUGCAGAAUCAAGGAGAGAUGAUCAAGCGGGGCCAACUCAAAAGACCGUACAUGGGCUUUCGUGAUUGCUUUAGAAGAAUCUUGAGAGAAGAAGGUGUGUUGUCUUUUUGGAGAGGCAACCAGGCCAAUGUCAUACGAUAUUUCCCUACUCAGGCUUUCAAUUUUGCAUUCAAAGGUUACUUCAAAAGCCUUUUUGGACAUUCAAAAGAGAAAGAUGGUUACAUAAAGUGGUUUACUGGAAACGUGGCUUCAGGUAGCGCUGCGGGGGCAACAACUUCGCUUCUUUUAUAUCAUUUGGAUUAUGCACGUACCCGGCUGGGGACUGAUGCAAGGGAGUGCCCAAUUAAUGGUCAACGUCAGUUUAAAGGGUUACUUGAUGUAUACAGUAAAACCUUAUCAAGUGAUGGAAUAGUAGGCCUUUAUCGGGGAUUUGGGGUUUCAAUAAUGGGUAUCACCCUGUACCGUGGCAUGUAUUUUGGCUUCUAUGACACCAUGAAGCCCAUUGUUUUGGUGGGAACUUUUGAGGGGAAUUUCUUGGCUAGUUUCCUGUUGGGUUGGUGUAUCACCACAGUCUCCGGGGUCUGUGCAUACCCCUUUGACACUUUGAGACGGAGAAUGAUGCUGACUUCUGGACAACCUGUGAAGUAUCGUAAUGCCUUGCAUGCAUUUCGCGAGAUCAUUCGCCUUGAGGGUUUCACAGCAUUAUACCGAGGAGUUACUGCAAAUAUGCUUGUUGGAAUUGCAGGAGCUGGAGUACUAGCAGGAUAUGAUCAGCUGCACAGAAUAGCAGUUCGUCAUGGUUCUGUUAUUGAGCCACAAAAAAAUACAUUCAACUGAUAUCUUGUACAUUGAAUUGUAGUUUUUUUUCCCCUUCUCCGUAGCUUCAUAAAUUGAUUCUUGCACGCAUUGGUCAUGACAAACUGUGAAAAGAAAGAUAGAAGAAGGAAACGAGGUGCUGGCGUAGAGCAUUUGAUCUUUUAAGGCGGCUUUCGCCCUCAACAGUGAACACCACCAACAGUGUGAAAGGAUAUCUCCAUUGUGCAUUAUUAUAUGUUAAUAUUUUUUGGUGAUGUUAGCAUGGCAUGAUGUUAUAAUUGAAUAUAUUCAUGUAUAUAUUCAUGAUUUUCUGUA